AUGUUCCAAAAGUUGGCCGUUCUUUCAUACCUCGUAAUUUCUACUACCUGUACGAUAUUGCAUCAGCAUCCAAUUCCUUUGCUGUUUGGACUAAACUAUCAUGAUGACCCCAGCUAUAGUUUUGCCUAUGAUGUCAACGACCCUCACACUGGAGACAUUAAAAGUCAGCAUGAAAGUAGAAGGGGAGACAUUGUUCUUGGUCAAUAUUCCUUAGUCCAGCCGGACGGUGUGCAAAGAACCGUUGAUUAUAGAGCUGAUAUGCACAGAGGUUUCACGGCUACUGUUAAUAAUGAUGUAAGACCAGUUGUCCAUCAGCUACCUCAAGUGACUGAAGUCCCAGAAGAAAUACCAAGGCAGUCCAAUAUUAAUGUCCACAUAGUCCAUCCUUACCCUACCGCAAGUUAUACUACCUCUAGUCCAGCCUCGAUAGCCAUUUCUAGAACAAAUUUGCAUCAAACCAUAUCUAAUGGACUUAAUCCUUGGAUUUGA
Diatraea saccharalis (sugarcane borer) is the source of this 489-nucleotide messenger RNA. The record is from the annotation of a GenBank genome assembly. Lineage: Eukaryota; Metazoa; Arthropoda; Insecta; Lepidoptera; Crambidae.